GCCAGGUACGCGUGCGCACAGGGACUUGAGGAAAGGAUGUGGGCUUGAGGAAAGGAUGUGGAGCUAAGGCGCCAGGAAGUGGAGGAAAAGCCCCCCUCAGGUUACCACCAAAGAACAUGAUUUUGGUCUAGGGGCUCCAGUUUCCGAAGCUGGAAAAUACCAGAAUACUCUCCAGCUAGAACAACAAGUGAGAACUCAAGAUAAAUUCAUCUCUACACUGAAAUUACAGAUUGAACUCAUUUGCCAGCAAAAUAAUAUAAUAGUAUUGGAAGAUACAAGAAAAAGGCUUAGAUCUACUUGAUUCCUUUAUCAAGAACUUAGAAGCAGACAAAGAUCACUGCAAGAGUGAAGCUCAAAACUUGAGAAAGAUGAUCAGGAGUAGAUCCAAAAGUCCAAGACGCCUGUCACCAUCUUCCCGGGCUACACACUGUGAUGUAGACCUUUUGAAGACCACACGAGACCGUGAAGAACUUAAGUGCAUGCUGGAAAAAUAUGAGCGUCAUUUGGCAGAAAUUCAGGGUAAUGUCAAGGUUCUUACAUCUGAGAGAGACAAGACCUUUCUUCUUUAUGAACAGGCGCAGGAAGAAAUUGCCCGGCUUCGCCGAGAAAUGAUGAAAAGCUGUAAGUCUCCUAAAUCAACAACUGCACAUGCCAUCCUCCGGCGGGUGGAGACUGAACGAGAUGUAGCCUUCACUGAUUUACGAAGAAUGACCACAGAACGAGAUAGUCUGAGGGAAAGGCUAAAGAUUGCUCAAGAGACAGCGUUUAAUGAGAAAGCUCACUUGGAACAGAGGAUAGAGGAGCUGGAGUGUACAGUUCAUAAUCUUGAUGAUGAACGUAUGGAGCAAAUGUCAAAUAUGACUUUGAUGAAGGAGACCAUAACCACUGUGGAGAAAGAAAUGAAAUCAUUAGCAAGAAAAGCAAUGGAUACCGAAAGUGAACUUGGCAGGCAAAAAGCAGAGAAUAAUUCUUUGAGAGUUUUAUAUGAAAAUACAGAAAAAGACCUUUCUGAUACUCAGCGACACCUUGCCAAGAAAAAAUAUGAGCUUCAGCUUACUCAGGAGAAAAUUGUGUGCUUAGAUGAAAAAAUUGAUAAUUUUACAAGGCAGAAUAUUGCCCAGCGAGAAGAAAUCAGCAUUCUUGGCGCAACCCUCAACGAUGUAGCUAAAGAAAAGGAAUGCCUGCAAGCAUGCUUGGAUAAAAAGUCUGAGAACAUUGCAUCCCUUGGAGAGAGUUUGGCCAUGAAAGAAAAGACCAUUUCAGGCAUGAAGAAUAUCAUUGCUGAGAUGGAACAGGCAUCAAGAGAUAUCUUGGCUCAUGAGAAUGACAAUCUCCAAGAACAGUUUUCUAAAGCAAAACUAGAGAACCAGGCCCUGUCUAAACAAUUGAAAGAUACUCAUAAUGAACUUAAUGAUAUAAAACAGAAGGUCCAAGAUACUAAUUUGGAGGUUAACAAGCUGAAGAAUAUAUUAAAGUCUGAAGAAUCUGAGAACCAACAAAUGAUGGACCAACUCCGAAAAGCCAAUGAAGAUGCUGAAAACUGGGAAAAUAAGGCACGGCAAGCAGAGGCAGAUAACAAUACCCUCAAAUUAGAACUUAUCACUGCUGAGGCAGAGGGUAGCAGAUUAAAAGAAAAGGUAGAUGCCCUCAGUAGAGAGGUCGAGCAGCACUUAAAUGCAGAAAGGUCUUACAAGGCCCAGAUUUGUACCUUGCAUAAAUCUCUUGUGAAGAUGGAAGAGGAGCUUCAGAAGGUUCAGUUUGAAAAGGUGUCUGCCCUUGCAGACUUGUCUUCCACAAGGGAACUUUGUAUUAAACUUGACUCAAGCAAGGAACUUAUUAAUAGGCAGCUGAUUGCUAAAGAUCAAGAAAUUGAAAUGAUGGAGAAUGAGUUAGAUUCUGCUCGUUCUGAAAUAGAACUCCUCAGAAGUCAGAUGACAAAUGAGAGAAUCUCCAUGCAGAAUCUAGAAGCUUUGCUGGUGGCCAAUCGGGACAAAGAAUAUCAGUCUCAGAUAGCGCUUCAAGAAAAAGAAUCUGAAAUUCAGCUGCUUAAAGAACACCUGUGUUUGGCAGAAAAUAAAAUGGCCAUCCAGAGUAGAGAUGUGGCCCAGUUCAGGAAUGUCGUCACACAACUGGAAGCUGAUUUAGACAUUACCAAAAGACAGCUAGGGACCGAGCGCUUUGAAAGGGAUAGGGCUGUGCAAGAACUUCGCCGCCAGAACUACUCAAGUAAUGCUUAUUAUUUGAGUUCUACACUAAAGCCAAAUACAAAAUGUCAUUCACCAGAACGUGCUCACCACCGAUCUCCUGACCGAGGCCUGGAUCGAUCUCUAGAAGAGAAUCUUUGCUAUAGAGAUUUCUGAUAUGCGAAAAGAUUCUUCACAUCCUUGGGAAAGGUCAAAAUGUCAAUCUGAUUUUUUUGCUAUAUGAUUGCAUUUAUCUUUUGAAUCCUUGACAAUGUUAAAUGUAUAUAUUAACUUUGUGCCUCUGAAUUUCUGUUCUCAUGUGCCAUAUUACAGUGAUCAGAGAUGACUUAUAAAACAAAAAUGCAUGUGGCUCUUUCUACCCAUACAGUAAUAGUGAGUGUAAAAUCCACUUACUUCACUAUUGAAUACUGUUAUGUUAACUAUCCGGAGUAAAUAAAGAAGCUU
This is a messenger RNA of Myotis davidii, 2648 nucleotides long. Its product is annotated as testis-specific gene 10 protein. Bases 369 to 2360 code for a protein of 663 amino acids. NCBI's taxonomy places the organism in Eukaryota, Metazoa, Chordata, Mammalia, Chiroptera, Vespertilionidae. The transcript has 19 exons. The record is from RefSeq and is a predicted model, not a curated record.